Messenger RNA from Aspergillus calidoustus, 984 nucleotides. NCBI's taxonomy places the organism in Eukaryota, Fungi, Ascomycota, Eurotiomycetes, Eurotiales, Aspergillaceae. The record is from the annotation of a GenBank genome assembly.
AUGUCGUCGCAGCCGGCAGCCUCAUAUAUUGAGUCCCACGCACAACUCUCCGCCUGGAACGACGACUUGGAGUUUUUAGGAUUCAUCCUUGCAGAACUCGCUGACCCUCGAGGUCUCGAGGCAAAUGGAUUCCCAUGGCACCAGGCUGCAGAUCUUCCCGCGUUAGUAGAUACCCUCCGAGCAUCGUGUGUUGCUGAGACCGGAACUCUACAAAGGGCAUUGGGCCCUCAAACCUCGAAGAAGCUACGCAAAUGGCUUCAGAAAGCCAAGGAGAUUCGGAAUGACAUGGCCCACCACCAAACAGUCGAUAAGGGAAAAUUAAGCGCAUUGCAAGGGGUGAGGGACGAAUUGUGCAAGUUAUUGGAGGCGGCGAUUAGGACAGUAGCGAGGUACAGAGAAGUCCGUGAGAUUGCGUGGUGCCCAUAUUCUUCUGGGUCCGCCUUAAGCGAAUUCAACACCCGCGGUGGUAACUACGGAACGGAGACUAUUCUUCUCGCAUGUGGCACGGAGCCUCUACUCUCGCAGCGCCAUCGAAUGCUGGCGAACCUUGACAGUACGCCCCAAAGCGCGCGGAAGACCCAUAGACGCAAAGACUCCACGGACAAAACCCAACAGAAGAAGGCAAUAGAGAGCUUGAUAGAGGCUCAGAGGCGCAAGUUGAACAGGAAACAGCAGAUCAAAGCGAAGGAAGAAGAAAUAAAAGCUCAAAAGCUGCACGUACUAGAUCAGGAGUAUGAGCGUAUGCGACAGCUGCGAUUGGCGCAACUUGAUCGUCUACUAAGUCUCUUGGAGCACGAAGAGAAAAUAUGGAAGAUUCGGCGCUCAGCGCUCCUGCAAGACACUCGCGUUUCGUUCUCUAUGGACGACACAGCCGUAUUGGCUAUUCUGGCUCUGACCUCUCCGCUCUGGCUCUUGUGCUUGCUUAUACGCACAUUGUAUGGAACGUGCAAGGCUCUAGCGGGUGCUACCCGAGGGCCGCACUGA